AUGUCUUCAUCAAGAGAGCUCGAAGAAGCGUCCGAAUUACCCUCCGAUGAAGCUUUUGAAGAAAUAAACAAGUAUAUUAAAUGUGUCUACGACAUUCUGAAACAGGAGGCGAAUAAAGUUCACAAAGAAAGGAAAGCGUUUGAUGAGGUGGCGGACAAGCUUGAGCAUGUCCACUUCUCAAAGAUGCUGAAACUUAAUGUUGGUGGCCACCUUUUCUCGACAAGUUUGUUGACUAUGAAUAAAGAUCCAGGUUCCAUGUUACACGCCAUGUUUUCUGGCAGAUUUGACACAAAACCUGACGAGGAUGGAUCUUACUUCAUUGAUCGAGAUGGAACCCACUUUCGGUACAUUCUGAAUUAUUUGCGCACGGGGGAGCUGAUCGUCCCUAAUGACGAGAUUAUUCGCAGAGAACUGCUGGCAGAGGCCAAAUUUUAUCAAGUCGAAGGAAUAAUAAACGAGCUGGAACCAACGCCAUCAGCAAAUCCAAUCCAGACUGUAACUCAACCGUUCAAGGAUUCAGUGAUUCUCUCGUCCAAUCAGAGGCAGACUUUGAUGAAUUGGUUGAAGAACACACCGGGCGUUUCCAACAGCGAUGAGCUUUUGUUGUACCGAGCUUCUAGAGAUGGUUGGUAUUCUUACAACUUUCACUCCUGUUGUGAUAACAAAGGGCCAACAGUUACAGUGAUCAAGAGUGGAGAUAAUAUAUUUGGAGGAUUUACUGAACAAAGUUGGGAAAAUAGUGGAUCAUACAAAAGUGCAGAAAACUCGUUUCUGUUCAGUCUUGUCAACCCGAGUGGUCUAUCACCAACAAAGAUGCCUUUGAAGAGUGGACAAGAAAGAUAUGCUAUGUAUUGUCAUACUGGCUAUGGACCAACAUUUGGAGGUGAAAAUUAUCAUGAUCUUUGUAUUUUCAAUACACCAAACUGCAACAAUAACUUUGCAUAUUUGAAUAACGCUUACCAAUGUCCAUCAGGACAAAAUGUCGAGACGUUUUUAACAAGAAGUGAGACAUUCAGGGUGAGUGAAAUGGAAGUUUAUAGAAGCCCCGGCACUCUGUAUGCACCACAGGAAGCAUUUUUUACAUAUGAUCUAGAGGUGUCUGGAAAGAAAAAAAGUCUUGACAAAUUAGGAUCUUUAAAGAAAACAUUGAAUAUGUGGUUCCAAAGAGACCUCUCCAUCGUUGGUCCAGAUGGCAUGGCAGCUGAUUGCGUGCAAAACUACGUAGGUUCCAUUUUACAUGCCAUGUUUUCUGGAAGGUUUGACACAAAACCUGACAAGGACGGAACCUACUUCAUUGAUCGAGAUGGAACCCACUUCCGGUUGGAAAGUGAGAGAGAGGCAGAGAGCAAGAAUUACCCGACGAAAAACGAUUCAAGUACCACGCGAAAGAGACGAGCUGGAAAGGCCUCGAGGAAAUAUAGAGAGAUGAAAAUUCAAGAGGAAGAAAAGGCCCAAACAAAAUGCAAAGGUCUGAUGAAUACGAGAGACAAGGAAUUUGAGAAAACAGUCGAAGAAGCAGCCAAGAACGAAGAGAAAAUAGGCAUCGAAGGAUAUGAAAACACAGAUAAAAUUAGGAGGAGAAAUACCGCGGUCGGUAAGAUUUGCAAAGACGACGAUGGAGAGGAUUGGCUUGGUUACGAUAGCUGCGGCCAGUUUUUCCAUGCAAGUUGUCUGGAUGUGCCUUUCGCGGAGACGCUUACGCAACAUUUCACCUGCCCUUAG
Messenger RNA from Pocillopora verrucosa, 1722 nucleotides. Lineage: Eukaryota; Metazoa; Cnidaria; Anthozoa; Scleractinia; Pocilloporidae. The record is from RefSeq and is a predicted model, not a curated record.